GUGACGAUGGAGCCCCGCCACUUCGCGAACCUCCGGCCGGUGUCAGCGCGGGGGAACCUCAACCAGACCUCCUCCACCUCCCCCCGAGGCGCCCUCUCCUCCCGCACGCCCUCCUCCCUCUCCUCCAGGACCUCCUUCUCCCCCAGGGACAACCUCAGGAGCAGCCUGAUCCCCCGGAGUACCAACCCGCCCAGGGGCACCAACCUCUCGCCGCGGACCAACCUCUCCCCCAGGGGCACCACCGGCACGCUCACCCCCGCGCCAGGAGGGUCUUCGCCGAGUCCCACCUCCGCGACCGCCACGAGCCCUGGGGGAGGCGUGCCCAGGAGCCCCCGCGUGUGGAAGCCCAAGGGACCCCAGCAGACCGUCGGGAAGCCCAGCAGGAUCCUGAAGAAGGAGGAGAAGGACCAGAUGCUGAAGAAACUCACGCCGAUGCAGUACCGCGUCACCCAGGAGAAGAUCACGGAGAGGCCGUACUCCAACAAGUACUACAAGCACUGGGAGCGCGGCAUCUACGCGUGCGUGGUGUGCGGCGAGGAGCUGUUCCUGUCCCACACCAAGUACGACUCGGGCUCCGGCUGGCCUGCCUUCUAUGACGUCAUCGAUAAUGAGAAGGUCUCCCUCAAGCAGGAUCUGUCUCAUGUUGGUGCUAACCUGCUGCUGUUAGUGUGCAACCCGUCACUGGCCCGGACGGAGGUGGGCUGCGCGACCUGUGGGGCUCACAUCGGCCACGUGUUCGACGACGGCCCCAAGCCCACCGGGAAGCGAUUCUGCGUCAACUCCAAUGCCCUCAGCUUCAUCCCUCAGGGCCCGGUGGACGAGGAGGCCAUCCCGCAGGUGUUGAGGAAGGAGAUCGUGCGCGCCUCGACCACACCACGCCCCUCGGAGCCUCUGGUGCACUUAGCUUCGCCCUCGAACUCCUGUGCCCUCGGAGCCCGCAUGUGCUUCCGCGUCUCCAGCAUGGACACCUGCGAAGCCACCACGCCGCAGUCCUGAGAAAAGCCCCAUGGUUCCAG
Messenger RNA from Penaeus vannamei (Pacific white shrimp), 1016 nucleotides. RefSeq lists its product as uncharacterized. NCBI's taxonomy places the organism in Eukaryota, Metazoa, Arthropoda, Malacostraca, Decapoda, Penaeidae. Gene Ontology annotation, biological process: response to oxidative stress; protein repair. The record is from RefSeq and is a predicted model, not a curated record. Gene Ontology annotation, molecular function: peptide-methionine (R)-S-oxide reductase activity. Gene Ontology annotation, cellular component: cytoplasm.